AUGGAAGACUCUACAGCCACUGUUUCCAUCACCGCAGAAGACGUGCUGGCUGAUCCAGAUUCCCUGCUGAACCACUUCUGCUACUGCAUGGCACGACGACCACACUCCACCCCGGCCCAAACCAGCGCGGCCCUCCUCACCAUCUGGAACAGCCUGGGCGACGACCUGAGGCAGACACACCUCAGGCGCCCGGGCCCCCACGAGACCAUGCGCUCGUACGAAGCCGAGAUCCAGCGCGCCGUCGAGUCGGUCCGCAGAUACGCCGAGAUUCUCCGCCGGCUCGAGACCGCGCUGCUCCGCGCGGACCGUCUCCGGGCCCAGAUUGCGCGGAUCGAUGCGCAGAUCGAGGCGCGCUUUGGCAUGAUGCACUCGGAACUUCUCGCUUCUUCUUCCACUUCUUCUUCGGCGGCGGCGACGUCCACGACAACACUGGUGGCUGAUGAUGAUGCCCCGCAGGGCGACAACUAA
Messenger RNA from Diaporthe amygdali, 468 nucleotides. RefSeq lists its product as uncharacterized. NCBI's taxonomy places the organism in Eukaryota, Fungi, Ascomycota, Sordariomycetes, Diaporthales, Diaporthaceae. The record is from RefSeq and is a predicted model, not a curated record. The transcript has a single exon. Bases 1 to 468 code for a protein of 155 amino acids.